GACCUGUCCUCACACACCCGCGGCGGUUGCACUACCUAUAGCCUGUGGAACCCCCUGGAGGUCGUGUCCGGGAAGGUGCCAGAAGGUUCAAGCCCCCACAGAGAUGAUGCUCCUCUUUGCCUUCCUCCUCUUCAUGGGAUGGCCACUGGGCUUCGUUGAGCCCUGGACCUUUAACGUACAAUGCCAUGAGUGUGUGGUGAAAAACACCUUCCAUUGUCCAGUUCGUAGAACGUGUCCUUAUGAAAUUAGGCGCUGUUUUACUGUCUCCAUGCGUUUGACUUCUCGGGAAAUACUCGUUUACAAGAACUGUACAUAUAACUGCACAUUUCUGUAUAGAGCCGAAGAGCCUGCGGCAGCCCCCAAAAGAAAGACGACUCAUAGAUUUAACAGUUUCUAUUGGGUUCAUUGUUGUGGUGGGAACAUGUGCAAUUUCGGAGGACCUACUAAUCUGGAGAGGGACAUCACAAUAGAUUAUACACUUGAAGAGGAUAUUGAAGCAAAUGCACAAUUGGUGCAAUCAACUUUAUUCCUAAGCAUUGUCUCCAUCCUAGUCAGGAACACACUGAUGUGAGAAGCCUCCUUUGGAGGGGCUGACCAUCUCCCUGUCUCUCACAAGUUAGCUGUCCUUUACUGUCUUGUGAGCCAGACACUGACCCGUAGAGCCCCCAGUUGAUGAGUUCCGCAUUUACAAAUUGUUUCCAGAGAGAAAUAAACACCAGAAUUGUUCACGUUCUGUGGACUCAGA
Capra hircus (goat) is the source of this 745-nucleotide messenger RNA. It is a transcript of the gene GML, whose product is annotated as glycosylphosphatidylinositol anchored molecule like. The transcript has 4 exons. Bases 104 to 571 code for a protein of 155 amino acids. The record is from RefSeq and is a predicted model, not a curated record. Lineage: Eukaryota; Metazoa; Chordata; Mammalia; Artiodactyla; Bovidae.